Messenger RNA from Anguilla rostrata (American eel), 2674 nucleotides. It is a transcript of the gene akirin1, whose product is annotated as akirin 1. The record is from RefSeq and is a predicted model, not a curated record. Bases 169 to 738 code for a protein of 189 amino acids. The transcript has 5 exons. Gene Ontology annotation, biological process: positive regulation of macrophage chemotaxis; myoblast migration involved in skeletal muscle regeneration; positive regulation of lamellipodium assembly. NCBI's taxonomy places the organism in Eukaryota, Metazoa, Chordata, Actinopteri, Anguilliformes, Anguillidae. Gene Ontology annotation, molecular function: transcription coregulator activity. Gene Ontology annotation, cellular component: chromatin; nucleus.
GGCAGUCAGCACACAAACCCGGCUAGAGACGCCAUUGUAAAAUAGUGAAGGGUGGUGGAGAAAGGGGAAAUAGGUGGAUUGUGAAUUGUUUGCUUUUAGGUCUUAGUCCUAUAGUUAGCGGCACGUUUUUUGAACUAUUUCUCCUUUGUAACUCCCAAGCUAUCGAUCAUGGCGUGUGGAGCUACGUUAAAGCGUUCGAUGGAGUUUGAGGCCCUCCUUAGUCCACAGUCCCCAAAGCGGAGGAGGUGCAACCCGCUGCCGGGGACCCCGGGCACUCCGUCCCCUCAAAGAUGCAACCUCCGGCCGCCAACAGACAGCCCUUCGCACUCGAUGUCACCUCAAUCGAUGGGAGGGGAACACAGGCUCACUCCAGAGCAGAUCUUUCAGAACAUCAAGCAGGAGUACAGCCGUUACCAGCGGCGACGGCAGCUGGAGGGGGCCUUCAACCAGAGUGAGGGGUGUGGCCCCAGCGAGAGCCAGAGUCAGAGCCCCGCCCUCCCUGCCCCCAGCUCCCCACCAGGCUCCUCCUCGGUGAGGAAGGACCAGCCCUCGUUCACCCUGCGGCAGGUGAGCUUCCUGUGCGAGCGUCUGCUCAAAGAUCACGAAGAGAAGAUCCGCCAGGACUACGAACAGAUCCUCAACACAAAACUCGCAGAACAGUAUGAAUCCUUUGUGAAAUUCACACAAGACCAGAUCAUGCGGAGAUAUGGAGCCAGGCCGGCCAGUUAUGUCUCUUGAAGAACUCAAUCAGCAGGUACCAGCCCUCCACUCUACAAGAUGGCUGCUGUAGCCCCACACCCCACCACCCUUCAUUUUUUUCCCUUUUUGGUUUAAAUUUAUUAUAUAUAUUUUUUUGCAAAGCGUUUUGGUGCCAUGAUUUCUCCAGAUUUUAAUCCCCCCCCCCCCCGUGAAGAUUCCUACUUUGAAAUCAUUGCUGCUGGCUCAUCGCCGCGAUUAAAGGAAAGAAAAAAAGAAAGAUGUAAAAAGUCUUUUAUUGAUGUGCGCGCUCUCUGUGGAAAACGACUGCAGCAGGUUUGUGUGUGUCUCUCCCCCCCCCCAGUGCUGCAGAAUGCCUGGCUGCUGUGACUGUUCUGUACCUACCCGACCCCCGCCUCUGCCCCCACCCCCACCCCUUAUUCUUUUUUUUUUUUAAGAAUAAAAGUUCUGUGACAAGUCACUUUUUUUUUUUUGCUAUGUACAUAUUUUUUUUCAGAUCAUGUAUUUUAGUGCACUACAUACAGUUAAUUGUACAGUUCUCCUGUUUUUCUGGUUUUUUUUUUUCUUUCCUUUUUAAAAAAAUAAAUCCUGAUUUCUGUUUUAGUUUUGAAAUUGGUCGGGAGAUUGGUGGUAUCGGUGACCACUUGUGAUUUACAUGAUCAGGUUCUAACUUCCUGCACACAAUCCAAAAUCUAAAUCUGGAUUUUGGUUUGAAUUGAAGGGGUUCUGCUACAUCUAGUUUGAAUUUUUCUACUUUUUUUUGACACCACAGAAUCACUUGAGAUAGAAGCGUGGUUACAGUAUAUUUAUUUUAUUCUCUCUCUCUCUGACACACACACACACACACAUACAAACACACAUACAAACACAAACACAGACACACAACACCUCAUUUUACAGGGUCCUUGCAAGCAAGCAGGAAAAAAAAUGUAAAAGGUGAACAGGAGAUUAUAUGUUCUUUAUAUACAUGCAUGUGUAUCUUUAUCAAGCCCCUUUUGAGACCCUUUUGAGGAAUACCAAAAAAUGUGUGAAAACGGGCCUGUUUUGGGCGGUGUCCUUAUUGAACAGCACGCGCCACUUGGGUUUGCAGUCGUGCUUUAAUGUACUGCUUCUGUGUGAAUGUUGCCUGGUUACACACCGUGGCUGUUAAACAGUGCGAAACCACAUUACUACACCGCAGCGCGCACCGCUAAACCGUUUAUAGAGUGAUUUUGGUUUUGCUUCGUUCUUUUUUCGACCCCUCUCUCCCUUUCUUUUCGAAGUCUUUCAGGGAUCUGCGUAAUUAAUGCCAAUGAGUCUGUAUGCUGAACUGUUAAAAAAACAAAAAGAUAAGGACCCGUUGGGAUUUUCUGUGUGCGUGUGCGUGUGCUUUUCUUGAAUGUCCUUCAAAUUUCAGCUUUUGGAAUGUACUGACACACCUCCCCCUUUCUCAGAGUCAAUUAAACGCGUCAUGUAACUCGCUUUCAUCAAUGCAGUCUCCACAAGUAAACAUCCACACAGCUUCACAGCGUUCGUUAUACCAAGUAUAAAACCGUCAACCUGAAACAGGAGUGUAACAUUUUUCCAACAGCCAGGUUAAAACGUUUUUUUUUUAAGUAAAUAUGAUAAAGGCAUUGUUAUACUUUAUGCAUCAUUCAUUUCUCUUUUGAUGUAUUAGUUUUGUUAGCGCGCACCCCAUUGUAUCUCCGUCACGGAACAUCUGAAUCGUGGUGUCCUGUGUCUGGAGAUACCGCUGGGUGUGUUCGGCUUCAGGAGGCUGUGGUCGCCGCGUUUUCAUGCGCUUUUCUCGGACGGAAAGUGAUUUUUAAACCUGCGGAAUGGGUUUCUUAAGGGCACCUUGUAUUUUUUAUUUUUAUGUUUUUUUGGUUUGUUUUCGGCUCUGUACAGUUUACCCCUCAUUUUGUUCAUUGUGUAGUGUUAAUGGGUUUAGUUGAAUGAAUAAAUACAUUGGAGAAAA